Molecule: messenger RNA, 2190 nt
Organism: Cyclopterus lumpus (lumpfish)
Lineage: Eukaryota; Metazoa; Chordata; Actinopteri; Perciformes; Cyclopteridae
Gene: enc1
Product: ectodermal-neural cortex 1
Exons: 2
Coding region: 385-2160 (591 amino acids)
Molecular function (GO): protein binding
Source: RefSeq, a predicted model, not a curated record
AGGAGAGCAGGAGAAGAGGCAGGAGCAGGAGCAAGAGCACGAGCACGAGCACGAGCACGAGGCAGGAGCAGGAGCACGAGCACGAGCACGAGCACGAGGCAGGAGCAGGAGCGACGCCUCCGAACAUCUCAUCCUUCACAUCGAAGCCCGUUUAUUUUACGCGCAGCUUUUACGCACGUGUCCGCCCCCCCGGAUCCAGACGCCUCGUCCUCGCCGAUCGUCCGCCGGCAUUUAACGGAAAUAACCCGAGGACAGUGCGUUCCGCCCCCCCCCCCCCCCCCCCCCCCCCGGAGCAAGGCUUGCAUCGUGGCUCUUUCGGAGGCGGCAUGUUCGAGGGACGCCGCGGACCCCCAUGAACUCCUGCUUUCCCCCAGAGAGGAUUCAAUGAAAAUGUCUGUGUGCGUCCACGAGAACAGGAAGUCCCGAGCCAGCACCGGCUCCAUGAACAUCUACCUGUUCCACAAGUCCUCCUACGCCGACAGCGUGCUCAUGCACCUCAACUCCCUGCGGCAGCAGCGGCUCUUCACGGACGUCCUGCUCCACGCCGGCAGCCGCUCCUUCCCGUGCCACCGCGCCGUGCUGGCGGCCUGCAGCCGCUACUUUGAGGCCAUGUUCAGCGGCGGGCUGAGGGAGAGCCAGGCCAGCGAGGUGGACUUCCGCGACUCCAUCCACCCGGAGGUUCUGGAGCUGCUGCUCGACUACGCCUACUCGUCCCGCGUGGUCAUCAACGAGGAGAACGCAGAGUCGCUGUUGGAAGCCGGGGACAUGCUGGAGUUUCAGGACAUCCGGGACGCCUGCGCCGAAUUCCUCGAGAGAAACCUUCACCCGUCUAACUGCCUCGGCAUGCUCCUGCUGUCCGAUGCCCACCAGUGCACCAAGCUGUCGGAGCUCUCCUGGGGCAUGUGCCUUGGCAAUUUCCCCGCCAUUUGCAAGACGGAAGACUUCCUGCAACUGCCCAAAGAUAUGGUGGUGCAGCUUUUGUCCCACGAGGAGCUGGAGACGGAAGAUGAGAGACUGGUUUAUGAAGCUGCCCUCAACUGGAUCAACUAUGACCUGGAAAGGAGGCACUGUCACCUCCCAGAGCUCCUAAGGACUGUCCGCCUGGCCCUGUUGCCGGCCAUCUUUCUCAUGGAGAAUGUUUCGACAGAGGAGCUCAUCAAUUCGCAGCCCAAGAGCAAGGAGCUGGUGGAUGAAGCUAUCCGCUGCAAGCUGAAGAUCCUGCAGAACGACGGCGUCGUCAACAGCCCGUGCGCUCGACCCAGAAAGACCAGCCACGCCCUAUUUCUUCUGGGAGGGCAGACCUUCAUGUGCGACAAGUUGUACCUCGUAGACCAGAAAGCCAAAGAGAUCAUCCCCAAGGCGGACAUUCCCAGUCCCAGGAAGGAGUUCAGUGCCUGCGCCAUUGGCUGCAAGGUGUACAUCACUGGGGGGAGGGGCUCAGAGAACGGCGUGUCCAAAGACGUGUGGGUCUACGACACCGUCCACGAGGAGUGGUCGAAGGCGGCGCCCAUGCUCAUUGCCCGGUUCGGCCACGGCGCCGCGGAGCUGAAACACUGCCUCUACGUGGUCGGAGGUCACACGGCGGCGACCGGCUGCCUCCCGGCCUCUCCGUCCGUUUCGCUCAAACAGGUGGAGCAGUUCGACCCGGUGGCCAACAAGUGGACCAUGGUGGCUCCUUUGCGAGAGGGCGUGAGCAACGCGGCGGUGGUCAGCGUCAAGCUCAAGCUCUUCGCCUUCGGAGGAACCAGCGUCACCCACGACAAGCUGCCCAAGGUGCAGUGCUACGACCCGCAGGAGAACCGGUGGUCCGUGCCCGCGUCGUGCCCGCAGCCGUGGCGCUACACGGCCGCCGCCGUGCUGGGGAACCAGAUCUUCGUCAUGGGCGGGGACACGGAGUUCUCGGCGUGCUCGGCUUACAAGUUCAGCAGCGACAGCUACCAGUGGACUAAAGUGGGCGACGUGACGGCCAAGCGGAUGAGCUGCCAGGCCGUGGCCUCGGGGAACAAGCUGUACGUGGUGGGCGGGUACUUCGGCACGCAGCGCUGUAAAACUCUGGACUGCUACGACCCCACGUUGGACGCCUGGAACAGCAUCACGACGGUGCCGUACUCGCUCAUUCCCACGGCUUUCGUCAGCACCUGGAAACAUCUGCCUGCAUGAGCCCCGGACCCACUGCACUCUUUCCACGAG